AUGGCUUCCAACGAAGAAGAUCCGAUUGUGAAGUUGAAUGUGGGCGGAGUCACUUUUCAGACUUUAAAAUCCACGUUGACAAAGCGCAAAAUGAUGUUUAGAGUGAUGUUGGAGACGGAGAUGCCGGUACGGAAUCGAUUUUUCAAAAAAUUCGAGAAAGUUCUAGAGUUUUUGAGAACCGGCGUAAUCGCGAAUUUUUCGGAUUUUGGAAUCAUCAGCAGCGUUCAAGAAAAGGCUCAUCACUUUAUGCUCGAAGAUCUCGAGGCAUACUGUAGAUUUGUCGAAGCUGAUAAAAUGCGAAUGCGGGAUUUCAAUUUGAAAAUCCCAGAAUCGGUGAAAUUCGUCGAAAACUACUCGGAACUUCUGAAAAUUGCCAUGAAAAUCAAAAAAGUGCCUACUCUCGUCCUUCAUGCUCCAGUGAAAAAUUUCGGAAGCAUUGAACUCCCAAUGGAAUUCGAUUUUUUUCGUUUCCCGCUAUACUACAAGCGCGUUUUGGACAUCUACAUCAAAAAAAUGCUCUCGGCUACUGUAAAGCAGGAGAUUCCUCUCUGGAAACGGCCCCCACCACCUGGAGCCAACAUUCCAGAGCUUCCAGAAGCGACUGGAGGCAGGAAUAUGGAUGUCAAACAAUACUUGAAAAAGUUUCGAAAAGUCAAACAGGCCAAAAUUGAUCAGUACGCGUUCCAAGAUGAGGAGCUGGGCUAUGUGGUCCUUCAAGAAAUUGAAAAGGUCCCAGAAAUAUGGCAGACAGAGAAAAUUAGCCGGAGGAUCGAUCCAUGGGCAAAAGUUGGAGCCGCCACAUUCAAUAGGACGGGAUCGUUGGUUAAUAUUGCAACCAUGACCAAAAUCUUCAAUCGUGGUCGGUGUCAUCUUCGGGAUCGGAUCCGAACCAAAAUUGCGUCAGCGAAAAAAUUCAAAGAAGUAUUUCUGGACGAAGACCUCGAAAACUACCUCUGGACAUUUCCCGACUAUUUUGCCCUCCGAUUUUAUCGAGAAAUGCUUGAAAAACACGUGGGAUACUGUAGAACAAGGGAUUGCUUUGAUGCAAAUGGAGAGCCAAUUUGUUUUACAAUUGAAGAUAGUGAGGAUGAGGAAGAUACGCAGGAAGUGGAGGAAGAAAAUGAUGAUGAGCAAUAUUUUAAAGAAGGAGGAGAGUACGACGAUAUGGUUAUUGAGGAACGAUUGGUCUACGAGGAGGAUUUGGUUGUGGGAGUUGAAGAGGUUCUUGAGGAAGUUCAAGAGGAGAUGCAAGACAUUUAUGCUGAGCAAUCCAUUGAGCGGCAGAAAAAUGUGCCAAGAUUCCAGAGAGGGGCAGAAGAUGGUCAAGCUGAGCAAUUGCCAAGAAGAAGAACAGUGGAUAAUGGACCAGGAACUUCUGCUAGCAACCGUGGACCCCAACAAAAUGCGGCAACACCGAGAAAGCCAGGUGUUUUGAUCAACCAAAACCAAAUCCAGCUCAUGCAACAGCAAAUCAAACAACGGCAGAAUCCACCAGAGGAGCGUCAUGAGCCAGAAGAUCAUCAUCUCUCACAGCAACAGGAGCGAAUUCCGGAACCCCAACAGCCAAUUCCAGCUCCACAAGUUCAACAAGCUCCGCCUCCGGAAAAUGUGCAGCUUCAAAACCCACCACAACAACCAUAUAGGCAUUACGAUCCCAAUAUUGAUAUCGGAUUCAUGGCAUACAAUAUGCAACGCAUUGGUAUGGAACACCCUGAGAGACAGCAACUGAUUUUAAAUACAAUGAACUGUUACUUGCAAAUUUUUAGCUCUAAUUUACCGCCAAACACCACGCCAGAGGACAUUUAUGAGUUCUUGGCUAGGGAAUACCCCAAUGAGACUGGCGAGCGGCUUUAA
Molecule: messenger RNA, 1854 nt
Organism: Caenorhabditis briggsae
Lineage: Eukaryota; Metazoa; Nematoda; Chromadorea; Rhabditida; Rhabditidae
Exons: 8
Coding region: 1-1854 (617 amino acids)
Biological process (GO): protein homooligomerization
Cellular component (GO): nucleus
Molecular function (GO): protein binding
Source: RefSeq, a predicted model, not a curated record